Messenger RNA from Macrosiphum euphorbiae (potato aphid), 918 nucleotides. Lineage: Eukaryota; Metazoa; Arthropoda; Insecta; Hemiptera; Aphididae. The record is from the annotation of a GenBank genome assembly.
AUGAAUUGCUUCAAAGCCAGGCGGGAUUCCUGGCGCUCCUUUGUGACCGAUAUCGGAAACAGGGAACCGUGGGGACCCGUUUACACCUGGCUCAAAACCGGAGGCUUAAGACCUUCUCAGAAUCUUCCAGUGCCAAUCAGCCGGGCGAACGGCACUUUCACCGACUCUCUAGAAGAGACCGGGAUAAGACUCAUUGAAACCCUGGUCCCGGGAGAUACGUCCGACGGUGAGAGUCCCGAACAGACAGCCACCAGAGCGGAAACGGGCGUGAAAGUCGGGCACUUCGGCCCGGAGACGGGCGAGGACGAACCAGCUAAUCUGUGCGAUGUCGAGGAGGUAAAAAGAGCCAUUUGGCGAAUGGAUCCGAAGAAGUCGCCGGGAGCCGACGGCAUUACGACAAGGAUUCUCUGCCAGGCAUGGCCAGUCCUGGCCGAACACAUCACGAAUUUGUUCAAUAUUUGUCUUAAAUCCAAAAAGUUUCCAAGCGCCUGGAAACUGGCCCGGCUGGUUGUGAUUCUGAAAUCUCCUGGCAAAGACCGGGCGGAGGCCAAGUCCUACCGGCCGAUAAGCCUACUCCCGAUGGUGUCGAAAGCGCUCGAACACAUAAUAAUAGACAGGAUUCGAGCGGACACGGAUCCGUACAUGUCUCAAAGACAGUUCGGAUUCACGAAAAACCUCUCGACAGUCGACGUGAUGCACCACGCGCUGAACUGGACAAAAAGCAGGCAAGAAAAAUACGUAUUUGCAGUCUUCUUGGACAUUUCGGGCGCCUUUGACUGUCUAUGGUGGGCCCAGCUAGUUGCGGACAUGCGUAGUGCUGGCUGUCGCAGCGGGCUGGUUGAGCUGACGAAAAGCUAUCUGGACGGCCGCCGAACUGAUUUGAACGGGCGACCAGACAGUGGCCAAAACCAUUACUAA